GCAAAUGAACUUUGUACUAAUAAAAAGAAAGCUAUCCGUCUGUAAACGAAGUUUUGAGGCCAACGAACGAAGACGCAUGCAUUGAAAGCUCCCUGAUAAUAAGAAUUGUUGAAAAAUGGCCAGCCUAGGAAGGUCGAUAAAGUUCCACCUUUUUAACUGUGAUAACACGUAUAGGUUGGACUCAGCAGAAACCUUGUUGCUCAAAAUGGCAGACGAUCUUAACCUUCGAAUAUCGAUGGAUAGGCGAAAUUUUCGCCUUCAUGAAAUGCCGGAUGUAUGUGAAAAUAUCAUUCCUCAGCUGCAGAUGGAUUAUGCUGUCCUUGUUGUCCAUGCUCAUGAAUCUCGUCUCUCUAUCAACGAAGACAACGCUGGUAUUGGCUACGCGAAGAUCUACAGAGCUCUGCUGCAAGCGACUGGUAGGUCGAAUGUAAACAUUGAAAUGAUUGUUUAAAAUUUAUGCACUGGUAACCUAUCGCUACUUUCGUGAAAUGAGUUAUUUGCGCAACGUAAGAGGUUUUCUUUUAAAAGUGGUAAAUCGUCGUACUUCGAGAAGAAAUUUUGAUAUCAAUGGCAUAACCGAAGUGCUUAAUUAAUGCAUAUUUACAUACUCUCAUCUAAUUUGGCUUCGAAGGAAAGGAGAAAAGAACAUAACUGGAUCCGUUUGUAUAUGCCGUUAAUAGUGCUUAUAAUACAAAAUGACCCAAGCAUAAAAUCUAACAACGCCUCAUCAAUGUGGUCGACUUUUGAAUCUUUCUUGGAAUAUAUCUGCACUCAAACGUAAAGGGACCCAUUAAGCCGAAUUAAACAUCUCAGAGUGCUCUGAAUAACAACAAUUUUAAUUUUAUUCAGCAGGGCAAAAACAUUUUUAGAGAGAACUUUAUUUAGCUUAGGUCGAGAUACCUUACUUUCAGAUCAGAGUCCAUCAUGAUGGCGUAAGAACUUUUGUUUUCUAAAACACCACGUGCCGUUCAUACCUUGCAAGCCUCUCACCUUUCCUGUAUUAUGAUUCGCGAGAGGAACUAUUACGUUAUUCAUGUUAGUUGUAAAAAAGAUUUUAAUUAUAAUACUCUUCUCUGACCAAAAUCAGUUCAACUGAAGCCAGUAAUGAUAAACUUUCGGUUGUCAUUCGUAUUUUGUCCAGAUUCCGCUCUUUAUUGUUAGGAGGAUGAUAUCAUUUACGACUUAUUUACAUAUCCCGGACUUUGUACUUUUUGUAAAAAAGAUACCUUUUUAUGAAAUCGGAGGUAAAGUACAGCGAUUGCUUUCGUUCGUGAAUCUUAUCCCUGCCGAAAUAAACAUCACUUACACAAAAUACGCUAGUUUUCUGAGCUUUGAUUCAUUGAGAUGUUUGGUACGAAGAAAGAUUGAAGCUGAGAUGUAGGACAUUUUCCAAAAUGUAUGAGUGACGUAAUGGUAUUAUGAUAUCCCUUUUGCGGGGUUUUGGUCUGUUGAACAUCGUUGACAUACAGUUGACAGAAGCACUCUGGAAAAAGCAUGGAAAAUUCUCCCCGUCAAGCUCUCUUUAAAAGAAUCGUUUACUUAUCCUAUAUAAUACUUUACUAGUAGUGGAGGUAACCGUGGACUCCAGGUAGCUUUCAAACCCUCUUUCAAUUGGUCAAAACUAAUAAUUACAAAUCAAAACGAACAUUUCUGAGCGCCUGUAUUCCCCCCACAACGAAGGCCCCUCCUCUUCAUGUUGUAGGGUAGAAAGGGGCAAGUAAGAAAUAUGAGAGACACUGAUGACUUUAAAAUGAGCAACUUUUAACCAAGAGGUAAAGCCACCCUCAGUUGAACUAUCACCUGUGUAAAGGUGUAAUAUAAUACAUUUUGUCCUGUAAUUUAAGGAAACAAAGUCUUGAUCGUCAUCGGUGGCGAUGAUAAUUACAGAGAUCAAGACGAGGAGGAACAGGUUGUUAUCUCACGCUGGGCACGAAGGAAAGUGGCGUCACAGUUUGAUGCGGAGUAUCUAGAUGGAAGGAAAAGCUUCAUUUUUUCUUGGAAUAAAGCGCACAGAGAAAUCCACGAGGAGGCACUAAAGCACUACCUCGAUCCUAGUAAGAAAGAACAGAAGUUCCAGUAUGUGCCAAAACCUAAACCAAAACCAACACAAGACGAGGUAUGGCUUAUGUUUAUUUUCCACUCAUUUGAAAUCUACUGUUCUGUCAAAGGGGAAUGGAAGUCAUUGGUAAAAUACGGGAACAAGUAUUCUGAACUUGUUUCUGGAAAUUUGGCUGUAAACGUUUCUUUAUUGUUGUGAACUACUUUUCUACAGCCAAAUUAGGCAACUGGGGGUGAAAGAUUCCUCAGCUCAUUAGGUCUUCCUUUCGAGAGGUGCAUACACUAAUACUGCGGCAAUGAGUGAACCCCACAUCCUAGAACUACCAGAAAUGCGUCCUUCCCUUUUUGAUGAAAUUUAGUCAGGAAGUGAGGGUAGGACUGAAACUGGAAUUUCCGUUCAUCAAACCUCAGACUCCCUGAUACCCUGACUACUUAAAUCUCCAAUUUUUAAAUUACUUCCAACAUCAUUUGUUUUCUUUUUGUUAAUAUUUUGCCGUUUUCUUUCUUAUCUUUUUACCUUCCUGUUUACUAUUCCUUUUGAACCGAAGGAAUCUGAAGAUGACAAGGAGUUUCCACGAAUAGGAGGAAGUGGUGAGUUUAAAGCAUUCCCUGUAGAAUCCAAUUCUAAAUGCGAAAUUUUGUUUGUGUGGAUUGGCCCUCGGUUCAGAGGUAAUCUUGCUAUUUAAGCUUACUAGAUGAAUGACAAGAUUCUCUGUAACUGGCACAGAGAUGUUAGCUUCUUUCACAAAUUUCCUCUCAAAGCCUGUCCUCACCAAGCUUGACAAUUACAGAAGAAAGCCUUAGGUCCCUAAAGACAAAUUGUGCUAGAUUAAAGAACAAGUUCAUGGUACAGAUAUGAUUCAUAUCCUUUGCUAUUUUCUUAAAAAACAGUUGACACCUGAAGGUAUUUGCAGCGCUUUUGCUUCAGUGACGCACCUUGCCUCUCAGAAUAUUACCAUUAAGUUAAUGCAAGUUAUUCAUUAGUCAUGUUUUGUCGUGAAGGUCAGAACAAAACUUUUCAAAUUCCGUUUGCUGAACUUCUUGUUUGGAACCAAGUCAAGACUUUCAAAUCUCAAGUCAUACUUCAAAUAUCAAUAUCAAACUAUUAAUACACAAAAUCAUAAAUUAUCCCUGAGCUUCUCUUAACACCCCAGGACUCCCACUCCAUAGAUCAUAGGUCUCACAGCUAUUUACCGAGUCCCGUAUCUACAAGUCCCUGGUUUCACUGAAUUUGAAAGCCUCAGAUUCUUUAGCUCCCACUGCGCUUUCCAAAACCCAUUUUCAUGCUAACUGAUGCCUCUUCUUAAUUGUUAUUAACAAGUUUAUUCAACCAAACUUUAGGGUCCCUACAAGAAGAACCUGUCGAUCCCAGACCAUACUAUCUUGAAGGUACCGUUCUGCUGGACACUGUCAUGCGCUUUGGAACAAUAUCGUAUGAAGAGGAGGACGUCAAAGUAUGGGAUCAGAGAUGGGAGCCUUCUGGAAUGAUUGUUCGUCACCUGUCGAAAGAUUGGAUGUUUAGACCUCAUGCGAAUAUUCGAUUUGUCGCUACAGCUGACGGAGGUGUCUCUUAUAGUGUGCGACCACAGAGUAUUGCUAUCUCGUUGAGUGCUGUAUUACUGGGUAUUUUGAAUUGGUUGUUUUCUGGGUUACAUUUCCAACUCUACCAGUCUUUGUUUGUGUUGUUACCCGUUUUGAAUUUUUGUGAGUUUUUUAAGUGGCUUAUAGAAGAGGUUAAAGCGAUAGUCGAGCAAGUAAAAAACACAAUUACCCAAUCCGUAACCUGGCUUAUGGAUGUGGUUAAAGCAAGAGUAGAGUAAUUAUAUCCAUAAAUAACCCAAUCAAUAAUCUGGCUGGUGGAAAGUGUAGGAAAUUAUGGACACAUUUUCUGUGCAUUAGUUUUUGUGUGAUCUCGUGAGAUCGAUAUCUUGGUGAAUGAUUAUCCAUAGGUAGGGUUUGUAAACAGUUACAGAAUUUUGCAUGAAAAAAAAAAAACAUGAUUCUUCUCUCAAGUACAAUGAUCACUUUAUUUUGCUCCAAUACUUUUCAGACAAUCCUGAUUUACCCAAAAGGUGAUUCUCAUGGAGACGCGAGCUCGCACCUUAGCCUGUUUCUUGUGUUGUGUUCCUAAGUAAGACACUUUACUCUCCAGGUGCAUCCAAGUAGGUGCAAAGGUGCAUCCAACAGUAGAGAAAUCGAUUUUCCGCGAAACUGUCGGGGACCGAAACUGUUCUUAAUGCUAGGUAAUCUGUGAUGUACCGACCUUCUGCUCAUGGGGAAGUAAUAGCGCUCCUUGUUGUUUUCAAGACAAGGAAACUCUACCAGGAUAGGCUGCUCGCCACCCAAGUUGGCGAUACCUUUAACUUUUCGGUUUAUAAGGUUAAUCUUGUAGGAAACCUUUCGCAGUGUUUCUACGCAACUUUUAUAUGUGAUUGCCGGAGUAGUCGAUGCAAUUUUGUUGAAUUAUUAUCUUUUGUCCCGCCUGAAUAUGAAAUAUAUAUGCCUAAUUCUCAGAAACAGGUUUUGCGUUAGUUUAGGUAGAGUGGACAAGUCACAUAUUGUUAAUGAACAGUGUUUCAAGUUAUGUCGCUUGCGCUGGUAUUCAUGAUCAAUUCCAACCGCCAUUAAUGUUGACUAUCUAGGUCGUGUCAAUGUAAGUAUUACCUUUCUGAUGUUUUUCUAUGAUAAUAAAGUGUCA
Messenger RNA from Pocillopora meandrina, 4756 nucleotides. Lineage: Eukaryota; Metazoa; Cnidaria; Anthozoa; Scleractinia; Pocilloporidae. The record is from the annotation of a GenBank genome assembly.